Messenger RNA from Metarhizium brunneum ARSEF 3297, 897 nucleotides. RefSeq lists its product as uncharacterized. NCBI's taxonomy places the organism in Eukaryota, Fungi, Ascomycota, Sordariomycetes, Hypocreales, Clavicipitaceae. The record is from RefSeq and is a predicted model, not a curated record.
AUGGCGGCCACGACCUUCCACCGGUUCGCGCGCCUUCCCGCCGAGCUUCGGCGCCAGAUAUACGUCGAGCACUUGAGUCCUCUGGACGCGCCCGCCGUGUAUCUGUACAACAAGAACCUUGUCCUGCGCUACCUCGACCCCGAUAGCGAGGAUGAGCGGUACGCGGGGAUAUCUCACGAGCCACGCGUGCAGGUCAAGACGCCGGCGCUGGUCCACGUCAACGUGGAGGCUCGCGCGGUGACCAUGUCGUGGGCGCGCACGCACGACAUCUCCCUUGGUUUCCGCAGGGAAACAAAGGGCCACGUGUUUUCCCGGCCUUGGGAUCCGACGCGUGACACGCUCUACGUUUCCAGGGACAAGUGGGAGGAGUUUUGCGAGCUGCCGUGGGAGUCGAAGGGCGUUGAGGAGAUGUCGGCCAAGGUGCGACACCUGGCCCUUCCUGCGUUCACGGCGUACUACAGCUUCAACGAGCUGGGGAAUUACGUGAUGCAGUGGUUUCCGAGCCUCGAGGUGCUGAGCUCAGUAUGGGGGCCCUUGCCUGAACUCAAGUACUCGCGGACCAAGAGGGUUUCGAGGAGGCAGCUGCUGGCGGCGGGGGCGACGGACGACGACGGCACGGAUACGGGCGUUGAUCCUCUGACGGGGGAUAGGGAGGAGCGGAUUGCGGCCGAGAUCCAGCCUAUGUGGGAGCUGGUGAGGGAGACCAAGGACGUGGUGAGGAUGUGUGUGCUGGAUCCUUUGGACGAGACGGAGAGCUGGGAGGAGGGCGAACUGCAGAUGUGGAUGGAGGAGCUGGCGGACGCCUUGUUGACGACUGAGCUGCCAGAAAAUGUGUAUGAUGUGGAGGGGCAGAAGUAUUCGAUUGAGUUUCGUCCGGUGAGGGCUGUGAAAGGGUAG